Messenger RNA from Brachypodium distachyon (stiff brome), 432 nucleotides. RefSeq names its product F-box/LRR-repeat protein 7-like. The coding region runs from base 1 to 432 and encodes 143 amino acids. Lineage: Eukaryota; Viridiplantae; Streptophyta; Magnoliopsida; Poales; Poaceae. The record is from RefSeq and is a predicted model, not a curated record. Gene Ontology annotation, molecular function: protein binding. The transcript has 2 exons.
AUGGAGGCGGACUGGUCGGCGCUGCCCCACGACGUGCUCGCCGCCAUCUUCGCCCGCCUCCCCGUCGACGAGCUCCUCCUCUCCGCCCCCGGCGGCGCCGGCGCCGUGUGCCGCUCGUGGCGCGACGCCGCCAAGGACCCCGCCACGUGGCGGUCCGUCGACAUGUCGGUGAUGCCCCUCAAGUACUACUCGAGGUCGCCGUCUCUAAAGAGCCUGGCGGUCACCGGGAGCAACGGCGUGACCAGCCAAGGGCUGGAGGCGGUCGUCGACGGCUGUCCUCGCCUGGAGUGUCUCGUGGUCUUCCAGUGCCCCGAUGUCUUGGUCGAAGAAGCCCUGGUAGCAAAGUGUGCGCAGAUCAGGCUCCUCUGCCUUUUACCUAGCAUCGGGCAACCCAAGGUCUACAGGCGGCUUGCUGGUGGCGACGACGACUAG